AUGUCUCUUGCUGCACGCGAUUGUAGCGACGAAGGGGUGGAAGCUUGCGAGGCGCUCCUCUCGGCGGGGCUUGGGGACCAGGUCCUUGCUGUGGCCGACGCAGCAUACGAAGCCUGCCUCGAGUCAUGGUGGUCAAGCAGCUCGAGACUUCGACCCGCUUGCAUAGCUCGACCGAACAAUGCACAGAAUGCCGCCACGGUAGUCCGUGUCCUCGGUCAGAAUACGACGAGUAACUUUGCUGUCCGCAGCGGAGGACACAGUCAUCGGGCAGGAGGCAAUAACAUCGACGGCGGUGUGACUAUUGAUCUUGGCUAUCCGAAAGCUACGACAUACAACACGGAGACAGAUAUCGCCUCGAUCGAGCCUGCUUCUAGAUGGGGUGAUGCAUUUCUCGCUCUCGAAAGGUCUGGUGUUGCCGUGCCCGGAGGACGCGAUAGCAAUGUUGGCAUCGGUGGUUUCCUGACUGGCGGGGGCAAUUCGUACUACACUGGCCUGUACGGCUUCGGCUGUGAUAGCGUUGUCAACGCCGAAAUCGUCUUGGCCGAUGGCAGUAUCAUCAAUGCCAACAAAUACAGUCAUCCUGACCUCCUCAAAGCGCCCAAGGGCGGCUGGGGCAACUUCGGUAUCGUCACUCGCUUCGAUCUCGAAACAUUCCCUUCGAAGCCUUUGUGGGGAAGUAUACGUGCAUCAGAAAAGUCUCACACAGCGGCUGUCGGGGCUGCCAUGGUGAACUUCACAGCAAUCACCACAAGAAUCCAGAGGCUGCGUACCUUAUCAAUUUCACCUACAAUCCUGGAAUGUCUCCAGACAUCCUUGUUGCCCAAGUCAUCGCUGACACAAGUGGCAAGGAGGCACCUCCGGUUUUUGACCAAGCCUUGGCAGCUCCAAAACUCUUCAACGACAUUAAGGUCCGAUCCGUGGGUAGCAUGUCAAAUGACUAUCUUCUGCCUCCUAGCCUACAGUCAGUCGAGCGUCUUCAAUCUUGGUAUAGGUAAUGCUAACAAGAUCCGUCACAGCAAUGUCUGGUUUACCUUGACUUUCAAGAAUGAUGAGCGUGUCAUUCGAAAGUCUGCUGAGCUGCUCGAGAAACUCGUAGCCGAGAUGCUCCAGACUGUGUCGACGAACGAGCUGGGCACCCAGAAUCUUUUCCAGCCCAUUCCAAAGUUUUUCGCCGAGAUCGGGGAGUUUCGUCGUGGUAAUGUCCUCGGCUCGACCAGGUCGAGGGGACUCCCCCAUGUGGCUCCUCGCUUGUACCGUCAGGAACCCAAGCAUGAGACGCUGCUACACGAAAAGGGAUUGGAGAUGAAAGCAGCCCUGGAGGAGUUUGCCAAAUCGAUUGACGCGCUUCAACCAUGGGUCUACAUCAAUUAUGCUGAUCCCACGCAAGACCCAAUCUCGAAUUAUGGCAAAGCCCAACGUUGA
Messenger RNA from Verticillium alfalfae VaMs.102, 1422 nucleotides. Its product is annotated as 6-hydroxy-D-nicotine oxidase. The transcript is spliced from 2 exons. Gene Ontology annotation, molecular function: FAD binding. Bases 1 to 1422 code for a protein of 473 amino acids. The record is from RefSeq and is a predicted model, not a curated record. Lineage: Eukaryota; Fungi; Ascomycota; Sordariomycetes; Glomerellales; Plectosphaerellaceae.